Thamnophis elegans (Western terrestrial garter snake) is the source of this 4006-nucleotide messenger RNA. RefSeq names its product amyloid beta precursor protein binding protein 2 (gene APPBP2). Gene Ontology annotation, biological process: intracellular protein transport. NCBI's taxonomy places the organism in Eukaryota, Metazoa, Chordata, Lepidosauria, Squamata, Natricidae. Gene Ontology annotation, molecular function: protein binding. Bases 393 to 2153 code for a protein of 586 amino acids. The transcript has 13 exons. The record is from RefSeq and is a predicted model, not a curated record.
CCGCCUCCUCCCGCACCCCUCCUCCCCGCGCCGCCGCGGCCUGUGCGCGCCGGGCGAAGCCCGCCCCCCGCGGCUUUUACCUCAGCCGGGACGUCGCGCUGAGGGUGGGGGGGAAAGAAGCGCGGCGCGGACUCGCCCCUCACGCAGGCGGCGGGUCCCUGCCAGGCCGCGGCGGCCUCCUGAUUACUCCUCCUCCUCCGUGAGGGCGCCCCCAGCGGCUCCCGCCUCACCUCAGCCCGGCCGGGUGAGGGGAAAGCGGGCGAGAAGAAGGAGGAGAGCAGCGGCGGCGGCGGCAACGUCUGGGCGGAGCGACUAAGGCCUGAGCGGUGAAGUCGGCCGAGGCUUCGCCCGCCUCCUGUGGUCAGGGCGGCCGCCCCUCCGAGCCAGGCAAGAUGGCGGCGGUGGAGCUGGAGUGGGUGCCCGAGACGCUCUACAACACCGCCAUCUCGGCCGUGGUCGACAGCUACGGCCGGGCCCGCCGGAGGGACAUCCGCUCCUUGCCGGAGAACAUCCAAUUCGACGUCUAUUACAAGCUUUACCAACAAGGCCGACUAUGCCAGCUGGGUAGCGAAUUCUGCGAAUUAGAAGUUUUCGCAAAGGUGCUUCGAGCUUUAGAUAAAAGGCAUCUCCUUCAUCACUGCUUUCAGGCACUGAUGGAUCACGGAGUAAAGGUUGCUUCCGUCUUGGCCUACUCAUUCAGCCGGAGGUGUUCCUACAUCGCAGAAUCAGAUGCUGCCGUAAAAGAAAAAGCGAUCCAGAUUGGGUUCGUCUUAGGGGGGUUCCUGUCUGAUGCUGGCUGGUACAGUGAUGCUGAAAAGGUCUUCCUUUCCUGCCUUCAGUUAUGUACCCUUCAUGAUGAGAUGCUCCACUGGUUUCGUGCCGUCGAAUGUUGCGUCAGGUUGCUGCAUGUCCGGAAUGGCAACUGUAAAUAUCACUUGGGAGAAGAAACCUUCAAAUUAGCACAAUCUUAUAUGGAGAAACUAGCCGAGCACGGACAGCAAGCCAACAAAGCUGCCCUCUACGGAGAGCUGUGCGCUCUGCUCUUUGCAAAGAGUCAUUACGAUGAGGCUUACAAAUGGUGUAUAGAAGCAAUGAAGGAGAUCUCAGUUGGUUUGCCUGUAAAAGUAGUUGUGGAUGUUUUGCGACAAGCCUCAAAGGCUUGCGUUGUAAAACGUGAAUUUAAGAAAGCUGAGCAGUUGAUAAAACACGCAGUGUACCUAGCACGGGAGCAUUUUGGAGCCAAACAUCCUAAAUAUUCAGACACUCUACUUGACUAUGGAUUUUAUUUACUAAAUGUAGAUAACAUAUGCCAGUCAGUUGCAAUUUAUCAGACAGCCUUGGACAUCAGACAGUCGGUGUUUGGUGGCAAAAAUAUCCAUGUAGCUACAGCUCAUGAAGAUCUAGCAUACUCUUCUUAUGUUCACCAAUACAGUUCGGGAAAAUUUGAUAAUGCACUAUUCCAUGCAGAACGUGCGAUUGGCAUCAUCACCCACAUUCUCCCAGAAGAUCAUCUCCUCCUCGCCUCCUCCAAAAGAGUUAAAGCGCUUAUCUUGGAGGAGAUUGCAAUCGACUGCCACAAUAAAGAAACCGAGCAAAGGCUGCUCCAAGAAGCUCACGACCUACACCUCUCCUCUCUCCAGCUGGCCAAGAAAGCAUUUGGGGAGUUCAACGUUCAGACAGCAAAACACUACGGCAACCUUGGGCGACUUUAUCAGUCAAUGAGGAAAUUUAAGGAAGCAGAAGAGAUGCACAUCAAAGCAAUUCAGAUCAAGGAGCAGCUGCUUGGUCAAGAAGAUUACGAAGUCGCUCUUUCGGUGGGACACCUCGCCUCGCUCUACAACUACGACAUGAAUCAGUACGAAAACGCUGAGAAGCUUUAUUUGAGAUCCAUUGCAAUUGGAAAAAAGCUGUUUGGGGAAGGUUACAGCGGACUAGAAUAUGACUACAGGGGCCUCAUUAAACUGUACAACUCCAUUGGCAAUUACGAGAAAGUAUUUGAAUACCACAACAUCUUAGCCAACUGGAACCGAUUGCGGGAUCGGCAGUUUUCAGUCACAGAUGCCCUGGAGGAUGUAAGCACCAGUCCUCAAUCAACCGAACAAGUUGUCCAGUCUUUCCUGAUGUCUCAGACCGUCGAAGGACCCAUUUGCUAAGGAACUUGGUCAAUUCUACCAAUAUUUCUUUCUUUCUUCGUUUUCCCCCCCAGGUUUACACGGGAAAAGUCAUACUGUGAAAUUCGAAAACCAUAUUUCUUUUUUUUUUCUUUUUCCCCUCCUUUCCCGGAGCUGUUUAAAAAAAAAAAAUUACAUUGGAACACUGGUCCAGUCCAUUAAAAAAAAAAAAAAUCCCCAUUUGGGGGAUGACAUCAACUUUUGAUGGAGUGACCGUGAGCCGGACAUGUGCUUAAAUGCACGAGCAUGAGCACAGCAUAUUUUGUUUGGGUUCAAGGUGCGUGCGUGUGUAAUGUGUGUGUGUGGUUAACAAACACGUACACACAAGCAUGUACAUGGGGGGGGGGAAGGAGGGGAAAGAUCUCUAAUAAUCUUCUCUAUUUUUUUUUUGUUCUAAAAAAAAAAAAGCCACUUUACAAGAAAUCGCUGCAAAGACUAGAGAUAAAAUAAAACCAUUUAACAGUUUUUAAAGAGUUGCAUUCUUAAUUGAGAAAAGAGGGUGCCAGGAUUAUUCUCUUUCCCCAAUAAACAGUUUUAUUCAGUAUUAGGGCCUGCAGAAUCUGGAUGCAAAGGGGAAAAGUAUGAUCCGGACUUGUGUCCAGGCAGAAACCCGGCUUCUGUCGAGGGGAACAACUUUUCCUGGGUUCACGCAGCAAUGGCAAUCUGCCGUCGACCCACAAUUGCCAGAAAUCGAUGGCUUAAGAAUUUCCUUGCCUGACCAAGCUUGCUCCUAAACCCCCUUUUUUUGUCCUCUGCACCCAGAUCUCUCCACAGUAUGGAUGAUUUUGAAAAGGGGAAGGAAAAAAAAAACGAUUGAAAAGCAAAAAACCUGCACAUGUACAGAAAGAAACUGGGCCUUCUCACCCUUUUAAAGCAACAGAGGUUCCUCCGGAGAAGGAACGCCUGUUUGCGACUAACCCUUUGGGCCUUUGAGAAGAGUGUGUGAACCGCACCAGUUGGUUCGCACCACCAUGCUGAGAAGUCUCCAAAAGAAUAACCCCUUGGCCUCCACUUGCUUUCUCCUUGUAAUAGAGGCAAGGUGGUUUAUUUGGUUUUGCUUUUUUUCCUUUUUUGUGUGUGUGUGACAGGACCAGGAUAAUUUAAAAGGGGACCAGCCUGCCCUUUGAAAAAGAAGUCGUGGAACAGUGCCUUAUGUACUGUUUCUCAUGCCCCCCCCCCCCCGCGUUCCCUUUGACCCUGUAGAUUAAUUUAAUGAAGGGUGCAUUUUCAACCACACCCACUCAUGGCAAGGCAGGACAGAGAAUAUAUUAGCAGCUUCCACCCGUUUUUCAGCCGCUGCAAUGAUAAUGCCUUUUAAACUAUGAUGGAUACACACUAAACGCUAUUUUGCAUUAAAAAAAAAAACGCUUCUCCAUCCUUCCCUUCUGCCUUUUCAAAAUAAGCUGUCUCUAAAGGCUGUAACUUGCUUGUGCUGAAUUUUUUUUCCCCCUUCUAUCCGACUUUAUUUUAUUUUGUGUCUUCGGAGAUCGUUCCUUUUAUAUUUUGCAGAGGUCCCUGAAAUAAUAUCCAAAGAAGAAGAAGAAAAAGCACAGCAAGGCAGUCUUCGUCUCUCUUGCUUCCCUUUCUCUUUUUAAGCUUCAUUAUUAUUGUUUUUUACACUGAACAAACGAUCACAAUGUUAUUUCCUUAAGUUCAUUUUUUUUAAAUGCUUGUUGUUUCCUUUUUUUUUUUAAAGCAUUGAUGCCUGUCUCACUUGCUUGUCUUAAUUUGAGGGUGGGGUUGCCUUUUUCUUUUAGAUGAACUGUCUUUUAAACAUUGAGGUAACAAUUGAAAUUUUGAAAAGACCUGGGGAGUCUGUGCCCAGUUUGGAAAGC